GUCGCCGCCCGGUAGCGAACACACACACGUACGCACUCGCAGGCGCCAAAGCAAACACACAGAUACGAGCGCACCUUUUACGCGAUAUUGUGUAUGUGUGUGUGUGUGUGUGUGUGCAAACGGAAUACGUAUAAACGUAUAGUUACUUUUUCUCAACCCGUGUGCUCGGUGUACACGCGCGCACCAUCGUCUCGUUUACACACUUACUCGGGUAGUAGUAUACGGUUAAACUAAACACACACACAAAUACACGCAUACACACACACAUACACAUACACACACACACACACACACUCACACACAUACACACAUUUCCAUCGGUCUUCUUACGCGAUAAGUUGUAAAAAAAAGGUGAAAAGAAAUUUGUUUGCAUAAAUUUCAUCUCGACGAUUUUGUUGCGCACGCUCGCCGUCGUCAGGGCCUAGCGGAAGGAAAUUUUCGAAAAAUUCGCUUAAAACCGAAUACAGAAUUUUGUGCGUCCGUUUAGAAACCUACACGCAUAAACGUGCGCGUACACCACGCCACCGCUACGUUUGUCGCCGCCUCCGCCUUCGCCACAGUUGCCUAUCGUCGAAACAACGGUUUACUUUUGGGCCACCGCCGCCGUAUGCAGAACAUGCUAACGGCGUUUAGCUAAGCAUUACAGACGCGGCCGUCUUCGAAAAAUGUUAUAGCAGACACUGGCUGCGUGUUAAGUACGACUAGAACAAAGUUUUGGACAGUUGUUAAUAAUCAAACAACCGUCAGGUUAAUUUAUCAAAUGGCGUUGCCAAGUCGAGCGCGAGUUUAUGCUGAUGUCAAUUCUCACAAACCCAGAGAAUAUUGGGAUUACGAAUCGUACACAGUUGAAUGGGGACAACAAGAUGACUAUCAAUUGGUACGAAAACUUGGAAGAGGUAAAUACAGUGAAGUAUUUGAAGCAAUUGAUGUAACGAAUAGUGAAAAAUGUGUUGUGAAAAUAUUAAAACCGGUAAAGAAAAAGAAAAUCAAAAGAGAAAUUAAAAUCCUCGAAAAUUUGAGAGGAGGUACCAACAUUAUAUCGCUGCAAGCAGUGGUAAAAGAUCCUGUAUCUCGUACUCCUGCUCUUAUUUUUGAGCAUGUUAACAAUAUGGACUUUAAACAACUUUACCAGACAUUGAAUGACUAUGACAUUCGAUUUUAUCUCUACGAGUUGCUCAAGGCAUUGGAUUACUGCCAUAGUAUGGGCAUCAUGCAUCGUGAUGUAAAACCACACAAUGUUAUGAUUGACCAUGAAAACAGAAAAUUGCGUUUAAUUGAUUGGGGUUUAGCAGAGUUUUAUCAUCCUGGACAGGAAUACAAUGUCCGGGUUGCUUCUAGGUAUUUCAAGGGUCCAGAGUUACUUGCUGAUUAUCAGAUGUAUGAUUAUUCAUUAGAUAUGUGGUCACUAGGCUGCAUGUUGGCUAGUAUGAUAUUCAGAAAAGAACCAUUCUUCCAUGGGCAUGAUAAUUAUGAUCAACUUGUACGUAUUGCUAAGGUUCUAGGAACAGAAGAAUUAUUUGAAUAUUUAGACAAAUAUCACGUCGAAUUGGAUCCAAGAUUUUCUGAUAUUUUAGGAAGACAUUCAAGAAAACGGUGGGAGCGUUUUGUGCAUAGUGAAAAUCAACACCUUGUAACACCAGAAGCUUUAGAUUUCUUAGAUAAACUCUUACGUUAUGAUCAUUUUGAACGGUUGACUGCUAGAGAAGCAAUGGAUCAUCCAUAUUUUUAUCCAGUAGUAAAGGAGCAGUCUCGAAUUAAUUUGAGCACAUCGUCUGUAUCACCAACACCAAUUACAGCUGGUGGGAACGGAAUAACCUCUCCAAAUGCUGUUGGCGUUCUACAGUGAGUUCCUCUAUGAGACAAUGCUGCUUUUUUGCUUUUGGACAAAGUUAAUAAAAAAACAAAAAAAAAAAUCAACACCUUUUUCUCAGGAAUAUCACACAGAAACAUAAUUGUUUUUUUAUUUUUUACUUGUAUUAUUUCUAUUAAAAAAAAAGGUUAUUAUUUAA
Messenger RNA from Sipha flava (yellow sugarcane aphid), 2009 nucleotides. RefSeq names its product casein kinase II subunit alpha (gene CkIIalpha). The transcript has 9 exons. Lineage: Eukaryota; Metazoa; Arthropoda; Insecta; Hemiptera; Aphididae. Gene Ontology annotation, biological process: protein phosphorylation. Gene Ontology annotation, cellular component: cytosol; nucleus; protein kinase CK2 complex. Gene Ontology annotation, molecular function: ATP binding; protein serine/threonine kinase activity. The record is from RefSeq and is a predicted model, not a curated record. The coding region runs from base 761 to 1846 and encodes 361 amino acids.